AUUUUCCAGACUGAUUUAUACGGGCAAAAUAUUUUAAAUAUUACGCAUCCUGAAGAUCACAGCAUAAUGAAACAACAAUUAAUACCUUCCAAUGCCAAUGAGCUUUUUGAUACACAGCCCGAUGAUGAGUCUGGUGAUGCCCGACCUCGCACCAAAGAGGAGGAGGAGUACAUCGAUAAACGUUUGCGUGCGGACAAGCGAAGUUUCACUCUUAGAUUGGCCCGGGCCGGUCCCCGUUCAGAACCAACUACAUAUGAAAUUGUCAAGAUAGAAGGAAAUUUCAGACGCAGUGAUGCGGCGCCGCGAGGCGUUAAAGUCAGCACAUUUCCCUCCAAUCUACCAAUGAUACGACGUUGUCGUGCUCGCGAUGAUACGAUACCGUUGCACUCGAUAAGUGGAAAUGAUAUUGUGUUAAUUGCAACGGCGCGUAUAAUUCGUCUACCCAAAGUAAUAAACUGCGUCACGGCAGCCAACUCAAUGGAGUACAAAACGAGACAUUUAAUUGAUGGCAGUAUUAUUGACUGCGACCAAAGAAUUGGACUUGUAGCCGGUUACAUGACAGACGAAGUACGAGGCUUGAGUCCGUUCACCUUUAUGCACCAGGAUGAUGUGCGAUGGGUUAUUGUAGCUCUGCGCCAAAUGUACGAUUGCUAUAGUUCAUCUGGAGAGUCCACCUACAGACUUAUAACCCGCAACGGUCACUUUAUUUAUCUGCGCUCAAAAGGCUACCUGGAAGUCCACAAAGAAACAAAAAAGGUGCAUUCUUUCAUUUGCAUAAAUACACUGCUCAGCGAAGAGGAGGGCAAACAGCGAAUUCAAGAGAUGAAAAAUAAAUUUUCUAUGAUUGUAAAUACGAAAAUUCCACAAUCCUCCGUGGAUGAGCCAGCCUCGAAGAAUCCCCAACAACUGGAAAAAGCGGUUCUAUGCCUUAUACAAAACUUACAAAAAUCGCCAAUGGCAGAAGACGGAGAGGAUGAUGGCGACUCGUCCACAGAGAGUUAUGGCAGUGAACAUAUGUCUCCAGAAUUCGGUCCAACAACAUCUGCGGCAGCAAUGCAUCAUUAUAACACCACCACUCCUCCAACACUAUACUCAUCGAUACGUGCGGCAGCCUUUCAUUUCGGAAGGUCGGCGAAAACUCCACCGCUUGCGCUGGUGCCGCCCGAAGCUUCUUCCGUCAAAACAUCCAUAUCGAAAGGUGCAGAUGUAGUCAACGUAACUGUAGUUAAGCACUUGCAAAGCAAUACACCAUCACAUUCGAAAGAAACAGAUGACUGUGAGGGUGGAACGCAAUUUGAUUUGCAAGCUGAGUCGGCUGGAGCAGCACCACUUCGCGACAGCUGCUUAUGUGCGGGUAUGAAGGAAGAGUAUUGUAACUAUUGCCAAACACUGGAAAGUCAACUAGCAAGCUGCUCGUCACCUGCGCCUCCGCCUACCACACACGCCACAGUCGUUGGCAUUGCUGCAGACGUAGCUGGAAAUAAGCGUAGUAGCGAACCGAUAUCUGGUCAAGAAUUAAGGCUACCCAAAAAGCGUUUAAAGAGCACAGAAAUCGAGCAUGUGCUUUCAAGCUCAUUGGACCAAUUAGGUAGAACGCUGGAUGAACAACUGAAUGCAGCAAUUGAGCUAAGGGACGCGAGUAAUAAGUACGAGAUGCCUAAUUCCACUCGAAGGAUUGACGAAAUAAUGGAGGAACACCAAAUGCAAAGUAAAAUCUACGUAGACAUCAAAAGUGAAUACGAGGUUCAAAAACAAAAUACGAGGGAAAGCAUGCUAGCCACGACACUAACAGCAUUAACGCCGCUAGCGUCACUUACAAGUAAUCAACAACAAAUGCCAUUGCAACAACAUAGUGACGAUGAUAAUGAUGAGCAGACGGGGGAAAACUAAACGGUGAUGUUUAUUCCGUUGUAGCCAAUGAUGGGUCGAAUGCCAAGACGCAUGCUCGGCAAGAUGCAACUGCAUCGAAUUUUUUGUUUGAGGUUUCACACUUUUAUGGCACAUAUAUGUAGAUAACACAGGUUACAGAACGAAAGAUCAUCAAUUCAAGGAAUACAAAAAAUACUUAUGACAAAUGACGCCUCUACAAGGGGCGAAAAGGAAAUGAUAUUCUCUACACAAAUAUCUAUCAAGAUGGUCGGCACUUGGUUGCCAACUACCUCAUUUUUUAUGAAAAUAUCUCUAAAAAUAUGUAGUUUUUUAUUUUUUAAUGGAAAGGAAAAGAAAAGCAGUUGUACAUUUGUAUGCAUGCACUGCAUACAUACAUACAUUGUAGGUGUGUGAAAUGCAUACAUACGUACUAUCCAUACAAUGUGAGGGUGCCAUAUCAAUUACGCUUUUGGCAGUAUCUCACCAUAGCGUAUGAGUGAUGUUUAAAUUUGCAUUAGAUGGAAUACGCUCAUGCAUAUAUUAAGUAGUUAUGUAUGUGCAUAAAGUGUGUAUCAUACUUCCGCUUGUACACUGGUGCAUACUAUAGUCACUUAUGAGUGUCAAUCCAUAUUAAAUCGGCCAAUAUUUGGAAUCGACUAUUUUUGAUUUUUAUGGAUUUUGGUUAGAACUUUUGUUUUAUCAUAUAAAAAAAAAGUUCUGCCAC
Messenger RNA from Rhagoletis zephyria (snowberry fruit fly), 2593 nucleotides. RefSeq names its product endothelial PAS domain-containing protein 1-like. Lineage: Eukaryota; Metazoa; Arthropoda; Insecta; Diptera; Tephritidae. The record is from RefSeq and is a predicted model, not a curated record.